UUCGUUGCUGCCGUCAUGCCUCGUCUGCUCGCCGAACGAGGGGGGUCUGGUCACCCGGCGCUGAAGCUUGUCGACGCGCAGGACCCCUAUUGCCGGUGGACGGUCGCCUACUGGCGUACGGCGAUGCGUGAGGAAGCCGAAGGACUUCCGGUUCCGAACGGAGCCAGAGUUGUCCUGAAGCACAUGGCCACGAAUCUGAAUGCCGCGGUGGAGACAGACUUUCGGAUUGCGACGUUCUUCGGCAACGAAUACGAAGUGAGCGCACACUCGAUCAAGGACUCCGGAGGCCGCGAAAAGGCGCAGAAUAUUUGGGAGUUUGUCACGUCCAGCAAACGCCCGGUAUCCGACGAUGACGGGACGAACGAAGACACAAAAACGAACAAAUAAUAUAAUAUUAUUUUAUUAUAUUUCCGUAGCAUAUCAUAUAAUAUAAUACAAUAAUAAUAUGU
Molecule: messenger RNA, 449 nt
Organism: Acyrthosiphon pisum (pea aphid)
Lineage: Eukaryota; Metazoa; Arthropoda; Insecta; Hemiptera; Aphididae
Product: cilia- and flagella-associated protein 161
Exons: 3
Coding region: 16-387 (123 amino acids)
Biological process (GO): cilium assembly
Cellular component (GO): motile cilium
Source: RefSeq, a predicted model, not a curated record